Messenger RNA from Peniophora sp. CBMAI 1063, 1299 nucleotides. Lineage: Eukaryota; Fungi; Basidiomycota; Agaricomycetes; Russulales; Peniophoraceae. The record is from the annotation of a GenBank genome assembly.
AUGGCUGCUUCAACGUUCACGGACUCUAUGGUUACUCCUCGUAUGCGGGCUUUGAUCAAAUCGGCGGGUUCGGGCUUCCUCUCCGACAAGGCGGGUGCUCGGGAGCUAAGAGUGCUCUAUCAACAGAACUCGGCCAAGUUCUACGCUGCAAAGGCACACUUCGAUGAUUUUACUGCAGCAUGCUAUUUCGGCGACGAUGAGUAUGUCCAGUCCGCGCUCCGAAGUGGAAACGCACUACGAUUGGACACGACAGUCUCUGGGUAUGAGAUAGGGCUUGCUACGUUGAUCGUCUUUGGAGCUAGCAACCUGACGCCGUUCAAUCACACUGAAACUGAGAAGCAGAAGACCCGACACCUUCGCGUACUCGAACUACUUCUAGCUCGAGGAUUACCGCUUGACAUUCCUGAUAUUGUCGGAGUCACUGCGCUUAUCCAUGCUGCCAUGAGGGUGAACGAGAAGAUGCCAUCUCUGAUCCGGGCUCUGGUCAACGGCGGCGCGAAUGUCAAUCAUCAGUCUCUCUACGGCUCUACUGCGAUUCACGACGCUAUCUUGACUGGGCAGGCCAAGUCAGUCGAUGUACUUAUGGAGCUUGGGGCUCGAUUGGAUCUUGUGGACGCUAAUGGCGAAAAGGACAUGGAUAUAUAUGUCAACUACGGUCCUGAGGUUACUGCUGUCAUCGGCAAGUGGCUACGGAGGCGUGCAGGAGCUGGGCAGGCGCCGCUGGAAGAGAAGGCUUGUGCGAGAUGCAGAAAACCUGGGAAUGAACAGACGCGACUGAAGAAAUGCGCUUCUUGCCAUGCUGUGUUCUAUUGCUCUUCAGAUUGUCAAAAGGCGCACUGGAAGGUUCACAAGAAGAUCUGCAAGACUCUUUCGAGCGAUGAAGAUGCGGUCACUCUGAAGCCGUUCUAUAUGGAGUCUCCGUAUUUCGGGCUUCGGCCUGCCGCAGCGACGUACCGUUCAGUGGUGCACAACCAGCAUGAAGAGAUUCCGGAAUCGCAUUCUCGUACGGCACAUCAGCCCAAGAAGUUCCCAAAGAGUCUGCUUGUCAAGAUACAGAUUCCUUAUGCGGGUCCGCCAUUCAACUUCGCCGUGUCUGGUGGAAACUACAUGGUCUAUACAAAGAAGCGUGAUUUCGUGGCACAGAUCCGCAGGGAAGACGCGCCAGAUUCUUAUGACAAGCUGUUCAAAAUAGUCAGUACAAAGGGGCCUGGAGGAGCUAAGGGGUACUUUCUUGCAGAACUGAAGAGCGCGACGGAGCUUGUGGUGAAGACGGAGAUUCUUGCCGAGCAGCCGUUUUAG